Bipolaris zeicola 26-R-13 is the source of this 651-nucleotide messenger RNA. RefSeq lists its product as uncharacterized. Gene Ontology annotation, biological process: 'de novo' IMP biosynthetic process. The coding region runs from base 1 to 651 and encodes 216 amino acids. Lineage: Eukaryota; Fungi; Ascomycota; Dothideomycetes; Pleosporales; Pleosporaceae. The transcript has 2 exons. Gene Ontology annotation, molecular function: phosphoribosylglycinamide formyltransferase activity. Gene Ontology annotation, cellular component: cytoplasm. The record is from RefSeq and is a predicted model, not a curated record.
AUGCCAGACCGACAAUUCAACCUUACCGUCCUCAUCUCAGGCAAUGGCUCCAACCUGCAAGCCCUCAUCGACGCAUGCGCAUCUGGAGCACUGCCAAACACUCGCAUAACACACGUCAUAUCAAACCGUAAAGCAGCAUACGGCCUCGAACGUGCCGCCAAAGCCUCAAUACCAACAACAUACCACAACCUCGUUCCAUACAAGAAGAAGCACCCAGACGCCAUUGACACGGCCCGCGAACAAUACGACGCCGACCUCGCGAAAAUCAUUCUCGACUCGAAACCGCGCCCCGACCUCAUUGUAUGCGCGGGUUGGAUGCACAUUGUCACUCCGUCUUUCCUCACCCCCAUCGCCGCCGCCAACAUCAAAAUCAUAAACCUGCACCCUGCACUGCCCGGCGAGUUUGCUGGAGCGGGCGCGAUCGAGCGGGCGUGGAAAGCUGGAAAAGAGGAGGGGCUGAAGAGAACAGGCGUUAUGAUUCACGAGGUAAUUGCCGAGGUGGACGCUGGCGAGCCAGUGUUAACAAAAGAAGUGGAGCUGAAGGAAGGGGAGAGUUUGGAGGCGUUGGAAGAGAGAAUUCAUGCUGUGGAGCAUGGAGCUAUUGUGGAGGGGACGAGAAAAACGCUGGAGAAGAUUGGUCGGGGAGAGUGA